AUGAAUAAGAAACGCUUGAGACGUGCUAGACGUGAAGAGCAGAAAAUUCUGAGACAAGAUCGAUAUGGAGUGAUGAACAGAGUCUAUUACAAGGAUGCACACGGUGCCGUUGUUGUUGUCGAUGGCACAAGAGAGCGAACAAAGGAAGGUGCAGUAAGGUGGAAAAAUGAUUUGGAUCAAAAAGUGGUGCUACAAGACGGAGGCCAAAUACCGGCUGUUCUCGUCAUUAACAAGUGUGACCUGGACGUGACUAUAAAGGACAGCGAAAUCAAAGAUUUCAAGGAACAGAAUGGAUUUAUUGAAGUGAUCAAAGCUUCGGCUAAAGAGAAUUAUGGAAUUGAAGAAGCUCUCAAUACGGUUAUGAAAAAGAUCUUAGCGAAUGAGAUGAAUGGUCAGUACGAUGUGCCAUUUGCUAGCCUAGAAGGUCAUGUACGGUUGGAAAAUAACACGCGGCAACAGAACAAGAAACGUUUUGGAUGUUGUUGAUUCACUAUGGUAUCUUACAUAAGCUGUAUAUUCCCAUAGAUCUCGAUGCUUCGGAUAUAAACUUUAUGAUAUAACCCAUUCUCAACAAGGUAAUAAAUCAUUUCGAUCUCCUUGAAGAUAGUGUUUACUCUCAGCCUAUGGGAAUAAAACUCGAAAACUUG
Cylicocyclus nassatus is the source of this 647-nucleotide messenger RNA. NCBI's taxonomy places the organism in Eukaryota, Metazoa, Nematoda, Chromadorea, Rhabditida, Strongylidae. The record is from the annotation of a GenBank genome assembly.